CACGAGCGCUUGUCGUAUAAACGCGUCUGCCCAGACUCUGAAAGCGCCAGUAGUCGUUUGAUUAUUUUCGGCGCGAGUAUAGCGCGCAGCUAACGGUAUAACGUAAACAGCUCGUGUGUAUAAACGUACACGUAUUGGUAGUGGUAGUAGUCGAGAGCCGGCGAGGCCGAGAGCGUAAUCGCGAUGUGGACACGGCGUUAUUGCGACAGUGCGGUUGUACGUGGUUUUUAAAACGGAAUCGUCUCCGGCCCGAUGUAUCAUGUGGCUUUUGUGCUUUGGGAUGUACUGUGAUACUGCAGUGAUCGAGUGGAAUUUUUAACACAGAGAAGGCGAUGGAGAAGAAGAAGAAAUCGAGGAACCUGAGCCCCAGGCACAAGGCCAAUUGUUUCAGCAGAUUUGUGUUCUGGUACCUCAAACCCCUGCUCGACUGCGUGAGAAACGACAAAGUCCGAGCGUCGCAUCUGAGCUUCGAUUCCCCGUCGAGCGACCGGAGCGAGAUUCUUGGCAACAAACUCGAAGCGAAAUGGAAGAAGGAGGUGGAGGACGUAGCCAAGGCCGAAAGCGGAGGUCCGAGGUUGUGGCGAGCGAUUUUUUGGGCUUUCAAGUGGUACUUCGCGCAGCACCUGCUGCAGGUGCUUUUCCUGGAUCUGAUCGUUAGCGUAGUGCAGCCGCUGCUUAUAGUCUCGAGCUUGGACUACUACAGGCUGCAGAGCGAGCCGAUACCGAUUUCCCACAUCAGCUCACGCGGCGCAGCUUACGCUGUGCUUUUGAGCUUGCAGGCAUUACUGGCGUCUCACGUGCGACUACAGCAGCGGGAAAACGGCGCCAGACUGAGAUCGGCUUGUGCCUCCCUUAUUUACCGAAAGAUAACUAGACUCUCCUGCUCGUCGGCUAGUCAAACGACCUCCGAAGCCAUAAUCCGCUUGCUCGAAGAGGACGUGAAGAAUUUCGACAAAUUUUUUGCCUACGUCCACAAUAUUUGGAUUACGCCUUUACAAGUGAUCGUCGUCACGUGUCUCGUGUACAACAAAGUCGGAGCAUCUUGUUUGUUCGGAAUUUUGCUGCUGUUGUUGCAAGGAGUUCCUGUAAGACUGUACAGCAACAAAAUAGCCACUGGCUUCCAGUCCAAAGUCGCGUUAUGGACGCAGGAGAGAAUUUCGAUAACGAGGGAAGUGCUUCGGAAAAUUCGAGAGGCGAAGAUCUUCUGCUGGGAAGAGCUGAUCGAAAAAAGCCUGUACAUCAAUCGACACUACGAAAUCGACAUCCUCAAAAUCGCUUCCUUCGCCAAAGGCCUUAAAUUGGCCGCCUACAUCUUUUCCGAGUACACGUCGCUGUUCUCUGUGAUUUUGGUUUACACUUUGCUAGGAUACACUGCCUUCGAACACGAAAAGAUUUUCCUCGUCGUUUUGUAUGUUUACGUUCUCCACGAGUCCAUGAUAUUUACGUUUCCAAAGGCUGUGACCACCGUAGUUCAGGCGAACGGUUCCGUUAAAAGAAUCGAGCAAUUCCUGCGUUUAGAGGAAGUCGAACCGAACCUGGCCUUGUCGAUGUUGAGCAACGACGACUCGAGCAUUUCAGUCAAGGACGUCAGCGCCUCGUGGGCCAAAAAUGCUAAUGUCAAUCUGCUGGAGAGCAUCGACGUCUGUGUACCGCCGAAAAAAUUGUACGGAGUUUCGGGACCAGUCGGUGCGGGAAAGACGUCUUUUCUGAAACUGAUACUGGGAGAAUUGCGACUCACGUCGGGCGAAAUAUCCGUAAACGGAAGCAUAUCCUAUGCCAGUCAGGAGCCUUGGUUCUUCUUCGGAACAUUGAGAGACAAUAUUCUGUGCAGCGAAGUGUACGACGAGCUGCAUUACAGACAGUUGACAGCUAUGUGUGGACUGGAUCAGGUCUUCGAGAUUCUACCAAAGGGAGACGAGACUGUGAUGUUGAGUGGCGAGACGAAGCUGACGGACGAGCAGCUGAUGAAAAUUAACUUGGCGAGGGCUCUUUACAGAGAAGCGGAUAUUUAUCUUCUAGACGAAAUUUUCACUCUUUUGGACGACAAAGUUUUCGAAGCCUGUAUGAACGGUGUCCUGAAGGACAAGACGAGGAUCAUCGUCUUUGAACAAGACUCGCCGCUUCUGAUGCUGGUUGAUGAAAUCAUCUUGUUCGAACAUGGUCAAAUCGAAUUCCAAGGCACCUACGAGAGCUACGAGCAGAGCAGCAUGUUCGUCGAGCCUCAGAACAGAAAGAUCGAAGCUCCAGCAGUGGAAAAAACAGACGUGAUACGCGUCACGACUUUACCACUGAACACCUAUCAUCAUCAAGAGAAAAGCAAGGAAAAAGAGCCAGAUGAAACCGAGGAGCUUCUGACGAAAUCGAGUAACUCCGACUGGCUCUACUGUUGGUAUCUGAAAACCGGUAGCUCUCACGUAACUCUCGGCUUCUUGUUGCUCUUCUGCAUCUUGGCUGAGGCGUCCGUGUGCGGCAGCGAUUACUGGCUAGGAUACUGGACAGACAACUGGAAUGAACCACGGCAGAGCGAUGGCGACUAUCUCAUCUACGUCUACUCAGUUUUGGUCGUGGGAACGGUAGCUUUCUUCGCGUUGAGAAAUGUCAUUUUCCUGAAGAUUUGUCUGGACGGCAGUGAGAAGACACACAACAAGAUGGUCUCGCGAUUGUUGAGAACUCCCAUGAGGUUCUUCUACGACAAUCCACCUGAGUUAGUCCUGCAAAGGUUCUCAGAUGACAUCGGGCGGAUAGACAACAACCUACCCGAGGCUAUGCUCGAGGUGUCCCACAUAUCAUUCGCUCUUUUCGGUGCGAGUUUACUUCUGGCUGUGAUCAACUACUGGUCCAUCAUCCCAAUCUGCGCGAUAGGCUUCCUCUACUAUAGACUGACUUGUCUCUAUGCUUCGACGAUUCCGAAACUCAGACUACUGGAGCAUAGUGCAAGUAAAAAGACCCUCAGCCACGUGGAAUCGACCAUCAGUGGCCUUCCAACGAUCCGAAACAGUCGAGCCCAGCGACUGGUCCUCCGAGGCUUCUCUGCCAGUCAGGACUCGCGCAGUUCCGCUCGGAAUCUGGUGCUUUCUUCCAUAGCUGGUGUCAGAUUUUGGCUAGAUUUGCUGCUGACCAUUCUGGGAGCCUUGAUAGUCGUUGGAUUCAUAGCACUCAAAGAAAAGCUAGUUUUAGACACUUCUUCAACCAGAAUCGAAACGUUGGCGGGUAUUGCGUUGACGCUCAAGCAGUUUAUGGUGAUCGCAAGGAUGGCGAGAUUAGGUUUGAAGGCAUCAGCCAAAGUGGAAGAGCAGAAGGAACGUCUCCAAAAGAUAGUCGGUUUCACUGAGCUCGAGCUGGAGGCUCUGUAUAAAAACGAAGCCAAAGAGAAGCAGUUGAAGUCAUGGCCGAGUAAAGGUGAAGUCAAAUUCGAUCAUCUGUACGUCAGGUACAGUGAAUCCGAUGAACCAAUUCUGGUUAAUCUCGAUUUCACCAUUGAACCUGGAUCAAAGGUCCUCGUUAUCGAAAACGCCGAGUCGCAAAAAUCAUCCCUCACCUCAGCUCUCUAUCGUCUGGCGGAAAUCGAAGGAUCUUUGAUAAUCGACAACAUCGACUGCAUCGAAAAUCUGAGUCUUCAUCAGCUGCGCCAGACAAUAGCCUACGUUACCCAGGAAUCGGUUUGCCUGGCGGAAAGUAGUAGUCCGAGAGAUAGUCUUGAUCCUGAUGGAGAGUUCAAAGACGACGAUAUUUGGGAUGCGUUGGAGCUCGUCGAUUUGAAGAGGUCGUUUGCUUCUUUGGACCAUUCGUGCUGUCAGCUUUGUCCCUUCAAACGCAAGCUCUUGUCCCUGGCUCGAGCAGCUCUUCGAAAAAGUAAGAUCCUCGUGGUGGACGAGACCGCAGGAACCGACGACUCGGACGAGGUUCUUCAGAGGCUCUUGAAAGACAGCUUCGCGGAUUGCACCAUUCUGACGAUCGCGUACAAGUCACGCGUGCCCAAAUUACACUGUGAUAAAGUAGUGGUGAUCAGCGAGGACGGAGAGGCUACAGAGUACGAGUGUAGAGAUGGUGGUAUUAAAGACGACAGGAUUUUUUCUUAGAUUGUGAUCCAGAUAUUGACAUUUUUUUUAUGAUGGAUGAUAAAUUAAAAAUCUAAGAUAUGAUAGUAACUGACAAAUGAAAAUUGUAAAUAUUUUUUUAUAACGAACAUUAACAUAUCGUUUUUUAAAUUUGUAAUAUAAGCUUUUAGUUAUAAGAAAUAAUUCCAUAGUUUUAAGAUCUCUAACUUCUCCUACCAUUAAAAUAUUGUACAUAUCAUGAACAUUUAUACAAUAAGAUAUCGAGUAUAUUUGUAUAUGAAACGAUCGAAUGCAAGGACAUGUGUGUUAUCGGUAUUGUUAUUGUAAAUAAAAGAAACAAAAUAAAAUAAAAGACUUAUAGAAAUA
Molecule: messenger RNA, 4424 nt
Organism: Nasonia vitripennis (jewel wasp)
Lineage: Eukaryota; Metazoa; Arthropoda; Insecta; Hymenoptera; Pteromalidae
Product: multidrug resistance-associated protein 4
Exons: 17
Coding region: 333-4079 (1248 amino acids)
Biological process (GO): transmembrane transport
Cellular component (GO): membrane
Molecular function (GO): ABC-type transporter activity; ATP hydrolysis activity; ATP binding
Source: RefSeq, a predicted model, not a curated record